AGCAGCGCGCGAUCCUCGGCGCGGAUAGUCGCGCGAGGAACUUUCGGAAUUAGUAUUUCAUAGUUAAACGCUGUGUCCCCGUAGGCCGUAGGCCGUAGGCCGUAGGCUGCGUCAAGUUCCCACGUUGGCUCGGCAAGAAGCGAUUAAUUUACCAUCACAUACAUUCACGAGUACACAUUGAACUUGAUCCCACCCCUGGCGAGCGUGGGUCGCGUUGGAGGGAGCGCGCGACCGAUGGUGGGAGCGACGGUGAGUCGAGCGGCGGGGAGGAAAGCGCGCGCAGGCCUCUCCCCUCCGUCCCCACCAGGACGCGACGGGCAGCGCAGGAGAGGGGCGCCGCGACGUCAGGCCCAGAGCUGGUCCGUCCGUCGUCCGGCCGACUCGAGGCACCAGAGCUGCGGAUUUCGCGCGAGAUAUACAACCAUAAACACACAUAUACACAGGUUCGCGCACGUACGUAGCCACGCACGCACGCACGCACGAACUCACGAACGCACGAACGCACGAACGCAAGCACGCACGCACGCACGCACGCACGCACGGACGCACGGACGCACGGACUCACGGACUCACGGACGCACGGACUCACGCACGCAGCCAAGCAACUACGUAGCCAAGCACGAACGAACGUGUAAGCACGCACGCGGUGUCCCGCGUGGACAGACGGACAGAGUCUCUCGCCCUCUCGGUGGUACACGUGCGCACACCGGUCUGUGUCGUAGCUGAUCCACGGGUAGAAAAAAAGAGUCGAGUGUGUGAGAAAAUAGGAAACACGGUACGGACGUAUCGUCAGUGGAAGAGAAAAAGAGAGUUGGUCGCGCGCGCCACGUGCCGUCUCGAGAAACUCGACGAGUGCCGCGAGAGCUUUCCGGGAUGGCUCGAGUGUGUUAUUACUGGCCGAGUUGAAACGUCGCCGGUUCUUUCCGCAUGGGAUCGUUCAGGAAGUGGAUUAGCGCGCGAGGGGAGGUGUGGCUCCCUGACAGUGUCGAUGGUGAAGUACAGCAGUGAUUCGAUCAACCUGCGACCGGAAUCGUCGAGUGCGGAAUCGACGCGGUCCUCGCCGCGGCGUGGACCGAUCGCGCGUCGGCCCGUCCCAGCGAGAUAUUAGUCCCGAUUCGUUGCCCUUGACAAACUGGAUCACCGCCGGUCGCCAACAAUCCAAAAGCAAUCAACAGGCUAGAAGGAAUGUCACGGAGAAAGCAAGCUCGACCAAGCCGUGCCCACCUCGAGGAGGAUCUUGUCCAUCAGGGCCCCCUGCUGAUCAAUGCCGUACGAAACGUGAACCAGACCCGUGAAGAAAAUGAGUUUACGUCGGAUGGCGAGGAGAGUGGCGGUGGAGGAGUCGGCGGAGACGAAGCGGUGGACCUCACGGCAUCCAGGUGCCAUCAGGGCGAGGAGGACGACAAGGAUCAGGAAGACGCUUUGGAGGAGGAUGAAGAGGAAGGCGUGGACGAGCAGGACGAGCAAGAUGAUGACGAGGAAGGAUCGCGCAAGCAAAUGCAUCACAGGCAGGAUGCGGAGAACAACAACAAUUUCGUAGAAGGUGGAGCCGCUGGCGGCCUGUUCCCGCCCGCUGGAACCAGUCAUGUGACCCUGGAAGCUCUGCAGAACACGAAAGUGGCGGUGGCUCAGUUCGCGGCGACGGCGUUGGCCGGUGGCGCGGACAGCGAGGCCGCUCUGCAGGACUUGGCGUUGCUUCAAAGCACCCUGUACACCUUGCAACAUCAGCAAGUGUUUCAACUGCAGCUGAUCAGCCAACUGCAGCAGCAACUGUCCAUCACGCACAAUCAGUCGGUGCAACAGCAAGGCCCGGGUGAGCCGUCGGAUAGCAAGGAGAUAUCUCCGUCGCCGAUCAUCCAGCCUAAACCUUUGUCGAGCCUAACGUCGCCUCCGUCGUCGCGUCCACCGAGUCAUCGGCAAACCUCGCCGGCUCCCGUGACGCCGAACCUGGCUCAGGAAAGACCCACGCCGACCAGCAGCGCGUCCCCGUUGAACAUCCCGUUGGCGUCGUCGAACGCGACCGGCACGACCUCGACUACCAGUACCAGUAGCCAGAUGCCGAUGUCUCAUCAGAUACCGCCUCUCUGUUCGAUCAGUUCUUCCCUAGCUUCGUCCAUCAUAACCAACACCGAUCCGCCACCGUUGCACGAGCCGAACACCCUGGAGAUGCUGCAGAAGAGAGCGCAGGAGGUGCUGGACAACGCGAGCCAGGGACUUUUGGCGAAUAACCUGGCCGACGAGCUGGCGUUCAGAGGUGGAAAAGGCUCCCGUCUCUCCCCGUACGAUUCAAAGUCUGGUAGCGGUCGCGGCGAGCCAUUCUUCAAGCACCGAUGCCGGUAUUGCGGCAAGGUGUUCGGCAGCGACUCGGCGCUUCAGAUCCACAUACGAUCGCACACAGGUGAGCGACCCUUUAAAUGCAACGUCUGCGGCAGCCGCUUCACCACGAAAGGGAACCUGAAGGUCCACUUCCAGAGGCAUACGGCCAAGUUUCCACAUGUUAAGAUGAACCCGAAUCCCGUUCCGGAACACCUGGACAAGUACCACCCACCCUUGCUACAACAAAUCGCCUCCGGUCAGAGACCGAUGCCGUCACCGCCACCGCCACCACCUUCUCACCAUCCCUCUUUUCACCCGGCGGCGGCGCACGGUUUCUUACCACCUCAGCCGCCCUUGCCGCUCAGUUUAGCCCUUCCCGGUAUGCCACCCUUGUACAGAUCGCCGGUUGUCGCUCAUCGGGACGAUCAGGACGUGCCGGAGAACCUGAGCAAACCCGUUACCACUGCCCCGAUCACCUCGCCACAUUCCCCCGCGGUUGUGUCCAAUUCUCGUCAUUCCUUUCACGACAAUCACCAUCACCACCACAACCAACAACAACAACAACAACAACAACAACAUCAAAAGCAGCAGCUCGAGCAGAGGGACGAGAUGAAGCUGGAGCAGCGAUCGCCUAUGCAGGAACAAUACCAACGACAGCAACGAUCUAUGAGCCAGGAACCGACCGAGAGGAUAACGCCGAAGAAAGAGCCGGAGGAGGCCGAGGAGCCCACGGAGGAGGAGAGCGAGGAUUUCGAGGAGACGACCAGACGGUAUUUAAAUUCACCCCAAUCCUCCGUCAAUCCACCCUCUCAACCGCAGACUUACGAAGACUGUAGCAUGGACAGUAAGAUGAGCGGUCGACUGGAGGGUGACGGCGACAUGGAAGUCGACGAGGAGAUCGAGGAGCAGCCGGAAAAUUUGUCCGGUCGUGGAACCAUCAAUCGUUUGCCGCAACACGUUGUCGCGUACCCCGGCGCCUCCCCUGCGAGUAGUAGCGCGAGCAGUGGAAGCCUUCAAACAUCGUUCGCGGGAAUUCUGUUCCCAGGGCCACCGGCGCACCAUCAAAUACCCCAUCACGCCGCACCACCAGCCGUAAACGCGUCCGCCGCCGUCUCUACCAACGAGAUGAUCGAUCCGGCCAAGGAUCCGGCUAUCUAUUCCAGUCUGUUGCCACGGCCGGGCAGCAACGACAACUCCUGGGAAAGUUUGAUCGAGAUAACCAAGACCUCGGAAACGUCCAAGUUGCAGCAGUUGGUCGACAACAUCGAGCACAAGCUGACCGAUCCUAACCAGUGCGUUAUCUGCCACCGUGUGCUGUCCUGCAAGAGCGCACUGCAGAUGCAUUACAGGACUCACACGGGCGAGCGUCCGUUCAAGUGCAAGAUCUGCGGCCGGGCGUUUACCACCAAGGGAAACUUGAAGACUCACAUGGGCGUUCACAGGGCGAAACCGCCGCUCAGAAUGUUGCAUCAGUGCCCCGUUUGUCACAAGAAAUUUACCAACGCGUUGGUGCUUCAGCAGCACAUACGAUUGCACACCGGCGAGCCGACGGAGCUCAGUCCGGAGCAAAUUCAAGCCGGCGAGGUGAACGAGUUCCCGCCGGGUUAUCCGCACCAUCCGUUGGCGUCGUUCCUUCCUCAAGGCUUUCCACCGAUUCAUCCCGCGGGACCUGGAUUCCCGUUAAGCUUUCCUCCAACUCGCCAACAGCUGGAGAGACAGGCUCAGGAAAACGACAUCGACGCGAAGGACGAGCCCCAACAGCAUCAUCAUCAACAACAACAGCAUCAGCAUCAGCAGCAGCAGCAGCAACAGCAGCAGCAACAGCAACAACAACAGCAGCAGCAGCAUCAGCAGCAACAGCAUCAGGCAAGGUACGCGGAGGAGCACAGCGAGGAAGCGGACGACCAGGAGGACGAGGAGGACGAUCGCAGAGAGGAGGACGAGAGGUGCAAUCGCGACGCGAGUCGCGGCGACCUAGAGGACGAGCAGGAUCGCGAAAGCGAAGAAAACGAUCACAAGGACGUGUCUUUGCCCAGCUUCUCGACCUCGCUGGCCGCUCUCGAGAAUCAGGUGCGAACGAUCACGACGACAGCCGCAUCGACCAUAGGAAACGCCGCCAGGUCGCCGCCGUUUCACCGUUACAACGGCAGCGAGAAGAGCAACAGUCCGCCGAAUCCUGGCGCGCCGUUAGAUUUGACGCCUCGGGCAUCGUCCACUCCGGCCUCGGUGGCGUCAGUGCCAACGCCACCUCCGCAAACCACCACCCACCAUCCGCAUCCGUUCGGCAUGUUCGCAGGCCUGCUGCAAGCGGUCUCAUCGUCGCCGUCUACCAGCAGCAUCGGUUCGUCGAGCAUAAACAGCGUCAGCUCGAUAAACGCCGUGACUCCUGGAAGCGGCGCCGCCGGGCCCUUGGCUUCCCUGACCACGUCAGCCGUGUUGGCUGCUACGUCCACCUACAACCCGCUCGGCCUGGCUGUCGGAGGGCCAGCAGUGCGUGGAAACACCACGUGUAAUAUCUGCUACAAGACAUUUGCGUGCAACUCCGCGCUGGAGAUUCAUUACCGGAGCCACACGAAGGAACGACCUUUCAAAUGCAGCAUAUGCGACAGAGGCUUUUCCACAAAGAACGAUGGUUCCGGGCAGCAAGCAUGCAUCUGUGCGUCUCAACCGUUGCCCGCUAACAGUUCGAUCACUUCACCCGAUCCUCAAUUUGGAUCAGCGUGCGCCAGUAGUCGAGAAAAAGCGAAACGCAGGCGGCGGCGGCGACCUGAGGAUCGGAAGAACCGGGGGCGGAAAGGAGCCGGAGGGGGGCGGGGGCUGACGCCUGUCUAUCCUGCCAUCCGCCUACCCCCGCUGAUGUCGCCCGCCCUCGGACUUCUACCCUCGGCGCACGGCCUCCUGGGGAACAUGAAGCAGCACAUGCUGACUCACAAGAUCCGCGACAUGCCGCCGCAUUUGUUCAGCGACUCGAAGCAGCAACACCAACAGCAAUCUCAGGAGCACGAAACCUCGAGAAGUCCGAUGUGCGCGGAGGAUUCGAGCUUACCGCCGCCGCCGCCACCGCCCCCACCGCCUCCUCCACCGAUGCCUCCGACUUCGAUGGAACAAAGCAUCGCCGUGAAGAGAUCGCCGCCAGAGGGGGAGCUGCCAGCACCAAAGAGACCAGCCAGCGUGCCGAGCAAACACUUGUGCCAGAUUUGCAAUAAGAAUUUCUCCUCAUCUUCGGCGCUGCAGAUCCAUAUGAGAACUCACACAGGCGACAAACCGUUCCGAUGCACCGUCUGCCAGAAGGCCUUCACCACCAAGGGCAAUCUCAAGGUACACAUGGGUACCCAUAUGUGGACCAACGGAGCUUCUCGACGAGGUCGUCGAAUGUCCCUGGAUCUGCCUCCCCUACCCAUCACUCCCAAGGACUCGGAGUUUCUGCAGCGUCGGCCGGAUCUUUUCUAUCCGUAUCUACCCGCGCCAUUCCUUAACGGCGUGCAGCAGAAGCUGAACGAGAUCUCGGUGAUUCAAAGCAACAACGGUCUACCGAGUCACUCCGUGGCCGCUGGCAAGUACGCUGGAUUAUUCGGCUCGGUGUACGCGGCUGGAGCUGGCUUCCCCCUGGACAAGCAACCGAUGGUGGCAGCGAACAGUAACGGACCGCUGCUCGACGGCAAGUCCUCGAUCCCGUCUGGGUCCAUGCUCUUUCAAACGCCAUCGCCCUCCCACUCACCAGGCACGCCAAGUUCCAACGGAAGCAAUCAGAGCAGCGCGAACGUGUCCUCGUGGACAGGCGACGCUCUUCAGCAUCAUUUCGACAGGGAGCCGCCGACCAGGUCGGAGGGCAACUCGACUCCGCCUUCGGCUCGACUUCCGCCGCCCGCGGCGGCCAGGGGUGAAGGACUGGCCACGUGAACCUCCGUCAACGACACAUAUCCUUCUUCCUCGAGGCUUCACGUUUUCGGUGACUGAACUCCGUCCUGGCUGUCAUACAGACAUAGAGACAGAGAGAGAGAGAGCGAAAGAGACCGCGAGAGAGAGAGAGAGAGAGAGAACGAGAGAGAGCGAGAGAGAGAGAGAGAGAACGAGAGAGAGAGCGGGAGAGCGGGAGAGAACGAGAAAGAGAGAGAGAGAGAGAGAGAGAGAGACGUUUAUAUGGAGCCGGAAGUAGUGUUUCAGUGCAUUUCGCGAGCCGAAGAACUCGGACGUGUCGAACGUCCGACGACAUAUCUUUCUUGAUCCCCAGAGCCAGAGCAGAUACCAUGUUCCUAUUGUCACACUAGUCUUAAACGCGAUCGAGAGGACCUUGGAAGGAGCACGAACUUCGAUAACCGGGUCCCUCUUGAGAACUCUUCUCCGCGUCACGUGCUUUCGCACGAGGGACGACGGACGCGGUGCCUAGACUGAGUCCACGAGGGCCGCAAGACACGUGGCGCCGCGACGUCCUGGCCCUCCACACUCUGACCGUCCAUACGCGACAGUGGUGGUCACCUCACACUUAGAGUUAUCGUACGUUAUUAUUAUAAAAUACGCCUAUACGGGGUAUAUUGUCUGAUCGAUACCACCUCCGAACGUUGUGGUUCUCGUACGCGAUGAAACACGGAGGUUAAAACGCGCGUCGUCGUCCAUUUCAAAAUUUCGGUGUCGAUUAGAAUCUCGAGCCGAUCUCCGAUUUCAGCAUUUGACUUUAUUUCGUGAACGAAGAUAAGAAUGUCCGAGGUACAACCGCCGGUUAUACGAGAUAUCCCGUACAGGAAGAUAUAAAUAUAUACAUAAAGAAAGAAGAUGAUAUAUAUAUAUAUAUAUACAUAAAUAUAUAUAAAUAUAUAGAUAUAUAAAUAUUGUAUCGGUGCGAAGAGGUAUGAGUUGUAUACACGUGCGAGUACAUGCGUCGCUUUCUUUCUCUUUUCUUUUCUUUUUCUUUUUUUCUUCUUUUCUUCUUUUCUUUUCUUUUUUUUUUCCCCCUUUCCCUCCGAGUGAACGGCGUUUUUAGGAGUUUCGAAGCGGGCCCGGCAGCGCCCUCGCUGUGAUAUGAGAGGAGCAGCCUGCAAUCAUUUAAACCAAUGUACUUAUACUUUGUAUCAUAGUAUUAUUAUUUACACUGGAUGUACAGCGCGCACCGCCAACGUGUCCCGUCGUUAUUUUAUACGGAAAGACAGCCGACGUCGUUUUGCGUUCCCCCCGUACCCAUCGAUCUCGAGUGUUUUCCUAGGUCCAACACCUCGUUCAACUGCCGUUCGGUCAAACUGCGAUUCUUUCUCGGUCAACGAGAUGCAUGGUUACGCGUAGAAUCGACGCUGUGUUUAUACGGAAUCCACGAGACUGGUCUUCCUCUUUCUUCUAAUUUCUUCUUACCGAAGAUAAGUAUCGAUAUAAGAUAAGUUGCACGGUAAACCAACUUCCGACGAUGAUCCAUCGACGAUCGAAUUGAAAGAAACAGAUAUUUAAACCGUGAGUAACUUUGGUAAAGUUUAUAUAAACGUUUGUUUAGGCUUUUUAUCUGAUUUGUCAUCGAACGUGAAAGAUCGUAAGUAUCUAAAAAAGAAAGCAAUCCUGGUGGAUCGCAGGAUGGAAAAAGCUAAUGCGGGACAAGCGACGUUAUUUUCUACGCGCGUAGAAAGCUCGGAUUCUCGUAGAGUUACGUCGAAGCGCGCCAACGAUAACGUCACUUGGCCCGAGCGUGUGUUUGUUAGGAAUCGUGGAAACGGAAGUGAAAAGCAAGCAACGCUUGGAAAUGGAUAUUACGCGAGCUCAGUGGUAACGAAGAGACGCGUAACCUCGUUUAGGAAGGCCGCGUGGCGAAAGAGAACGGAAAUUCGAAGAAAGGAUUUGUUAUCGGUAAUCGUACGUUGGGAAGAAAUCUAUCGAAUAGGAUGCGAAUACGAGGCGAUCGAACAGGCAUACGUGGUGUGCGACGGUGUGCGACUGUGCGCGAUCGAUCGCCAUCGAGUUCGUUCGUACUCGAAAAGUAAUACUCUCGUGUAUAAUGGCUUUCCUGUAUGUUCUCGCGUUUAGUCGUUUUAAAUGCGAACAAAGGAUAGGAUAAAUAAAUAAAAAUACUAAUAAUAGAUGAGAUACGAUACGCAUGUAAAGAAACGUGUAAAAAGUAACGAUAGCAAUGCUGCAUACGUGUGUCCAUUAAGCACUUUACGUAAUUUAUCUGAUUUUUAACUAGCUUAGACGUAACUUUUUAAGAACUCGGUCGAUUCGACAACUCUCGUUGCAAAACAAGAGGAUAAUAACAGGAGCCACGGUGUAUCGCGGUUCUGGCGGUCUGCCGGUCUACCGGUCUCCACGGUGGCUAUACGUUGAUCAAGAAUUGCGGAAAACGACUAAUUAUUUUACGAUCGAGGACGUUAGAUAGAAAUGCUUGGCGAAUUUCAGACGAAAGUUUCGUACGAAGAUACGCAGAUACUGUGUAGCUAGCGGUGGAAAUAAAAAAUAUAUAUAUAUAUAUAUAUAUAUAUAUUUGAACAGAAUUAGCCUUUUCAACAAAUUGAAAGGAGAAAAUAUAUUUGAAAGAUAUUCGAUAGAACCGUCUGUGGUUUGCGCGCUAAUUUCUCUCUGUUUAAUUUAAUUAAUUUCGAUUCUCUCUGUUUUCGCAUUUCUUAAUCAAUUUCUUAAUAAUAAAUUUCAUUCCAUCGCUGUAUCCGCGUAAAAGUGAGAAAACCGCGAACCAGAUGAAAGAAAACUAGCUACGGCUGGAAACUAACGGCUUCGAUCGCCAGGAAUAAAGCGGACAGAUUUGUACGAGCAGUGUAUGGAGGAACAAGCAGCCGAAAGAACAAAGGGUACGAGUGUCUUUUAACGUUCUCGCGUAAACGUGUUUCUGAAAAUAUGGUGGCUCGCGAAAUGGAAUCGAUUCACAGUUGACCGUCUGCCAGUGACGGUCGAAUCCACGCCUUCGGCAGUAUUUCGUUUCUUACGUUCGUUAUGAAAUUCACUGAAAAAUCAUGUCGAUAAACAUACGUGUCUAUUUGUACGACGGUUUUACGAUAUGCGUUUAUUUUACGAUAGUGAUCGUUCGUCGUGCGAAUCCACGAUAAAGGAAAUUAAUUGCGAUAAUUUGUAAGGAAACUCUUUUUGUAAAGAAACACGGUCCGAUAAUGAUUGUCGAUUCAUCCGGCAACAAUGAGAAGAGAAAAUGAAAGAAGAACAAGAAACCGUAUUAAAUAAAUUUGUGUUAGAAAGGAAAAGAAGAAAACGAUACGAUUGAUAAUACUAGGAGAGAGCGCUCGAGAGUGUAAAAGAUAGUGUUUAGGGAAACAAUCAAAAGUCUCCUUUCUCACAGUGACUAUCGUAUACAUGUAUACGUGUAUAUAGAUACCGUUGUAAAUAACAAACACACGAUAAGUAUAAAAGGCAAAAAUGUCGGGUUAGAGAAGUGGAUGUAAGUCGUUAGUGUGCUAUUAAAAAUGUUUCGUAAGUUAAGUGGAACGUUUGCUAGUUUCACGAGUGCAGAUGUUUCGCGUGCUUGCACAAUGGUUUGCGUUUUUAAAUUAAGGAAUGGACGAGAGAAAAAAGAAAAAAGAAAAAAGAAAAAUGAAAAACGCAAAAGGAAAAGAAAAGAAAAGAUGGGAAAGGGGGCACGGAAAGGCUGGCAGCUAUUCCCCGAUUGCAAGUCCUGUGAAGUUGUCCAAAACAAAAAGUAUUGCUUGUACGAUCUUAGGUUUUCUGUACAUAUUGUAUAAUCCAUGUAUAAACACGAAUCUUGCUAGUUACGCAACUUGUCUCAUUGUAGUUGAAUUACGUUACGGAUCAUUAUAUCUAUAUCACUUCAACAAUAAACAAUUAUUAUGAGAACGAGU
This is a messenger RNA of Bombus pyrosoma, 10109 nucleotides long. RefSeq names its product homeotic protein spalt-major-like (gene salm). Gene Ontology annotation, molecular function: DNA-binding transcription factor activity, RNA polymerase II-specific; RNA polymerase II cis-regulatory region sequence-specific DNA binding. Gene Ontology annotation, cellular component: nucleus. Gene Ontology annotation, biological process: regulation of transcription by RNA polymerase II. NCBI's taxonomy places the organism in Eukaryota, Metazoa, Arthropoda, Insecta, Hymenoptera, Apidae. The coding region runs from base 1186 to 6216 and encodes 1676 amino acids. The record is from RefSeq and is a predicted model, not a curated record. The transcript is spliced from 9 exons.